AUGUCGCCUGAUCAUAAUCAUCACCAUCAUCACCAUCACCAUCCUCUUCCUAUAAGGAGGGAAUCGUUCCACUACUCGGGUGAAAGACCACAUCCACCACCAUUAAAGUCCACCUACAGUUUCGUUGGACCGUCCUCCUCUGCCUCAACAUCUAAUUUGCUGCUACGUACACCACAAGAGCUGGAACGUAAGAACGAGUGGCAGACCUCACCUCAUAAGCAGACUUCGCCGAAUAAUCAGGACAAACCAGCUGAAAAAGAAGAGUUGACCACGAAAGGAAGAAAGAGGAAGAGAUUGGCAAAAGCCUGUAGUGCUUGUCAUAAAAACAAAAGACGUUGUGAUGGGUUCGCUCCUUGUUCGAACUGCGAGUUUUCCAAUCGACCUUGUCUUUAUGUCAACGCUCAAGGAGAUCCAAUCCCUCCUCCACGAACGAGAGAUUCGUCGGCUGUUCCUCCUCGACCCAAUAAGGACGAUGCUAAAGCUGCUAAUAAUCACGAGAGGAAGGCUAGCGGUGAAAGCAAUUGGUCAAGAAGGGAAAGUUUUAAAGAAGAUGCCGAACAUCACAGACGACCAUCCCUUGGACCUAUUCAAGCUGUUGAGCAUGAUACGUUGAUAAGUGCUGAAUUGAUUGACAUCUUCUUUCGUCGGUGUGCACCUCUGUCGACGAUGUUCCACCCUUCAACGUUCCAUUAUCGACUAUAUAUGAACCAAGUAUCACCCAUACUUCUGGAUAUCAUCUACGCAUUCGCCUCCCGUCUUUGUGAGAACCCAGCCUUCGUCUCGACUUUCUCUCCCUCUCACCCCGCCCAUCUACGCGGUGAGGCAUUCAUACAUCGAGCUCAUGGUGCCGCUCAACGCAUGAUCGAAGUGCGAAAAACCUGGAAUGAGGAGGAAAGGCGGAUGGACAGGGGUACAUGGCAAGAGACCGAACUGGCUCAAGCAUGUUAUCUUCUAAGCGUAUAUUUCAGCUGUCUCAGACAGCCUAAAAUUGGAAUGUUCUAUCUCGAUUCAGGAUUAGAUAUUCUACGAUCACCCAACUUGGAUUAUAUUCCACCACCUGCCACUCAUCUCAAACUAAAUUCGAUAGAGUAUAAUACUCUGAUGGAAAUUAGGAUUAGAACGUUCUGGUUAUUGGUUUUCCACGAUUUAUGCGCUGCUGCCAAUGGAAGACCAAGACGGUAUAGUGAGAGUGAACUCGGGAAUAUACCUUUACCCUCCAACGAGAGUCAUUGGGCUAGAUGGGGUGGAAAUGCCAUCGGCGGCAGAGAACCUGGCAGAAGGGAUGGGUUGGUCCCCGGAAGUGGGAAUUGGCCAGGCGACGAAGGUCAAAUCGGAGAUUUGGGUCAUGUCUUACGUAUCUUAUCGAUAUUUGCGGACAUUAUGACUCUAGCGACCGACUCCAAGACCGAUCGAUCUGAACCUAAGCAAAAUCUUGCUUCGAGAUAUGAAUCCGCAUUGAAGAGUUGGGCGAUGACUUUACCUCGACACUUGCACUUUGACGAACAUAACCUGUCUUCUGCAGUCAACAAAUUGUCUUCGCCCGUUGUGGAGAUCAAGAUGACCGGUUGGAUGUACGCUUACAUGCACGCUGUUGCUGAGUGUGGGAUGUUCUACCUCCAAGCUGCUGUUGCGCAAUUCACGGAUGGUGCUUAUACUGCUCAAAGACAAAGUCAAGCAGUUGAUAAUCUCUCGGUCAUCAUGGAUACCAUAGGUAGGAAUGGACGUGAAGGGUGUUGCUUCCUCUUCCCUCUGUUCGUGAUCUCGAAUUGGCAAGAACACCUCAAGAUGUCCAACUUGAUUGUCCCGGGACCACCACAAGCCAUCAUGGAAGAUCGAUUAUCCCUCUGGUGGAACGAGAUGAAGCUUGAAUGGGGAACUGAGCGACAUGAAUUGCUCCAACGAGGAUUUUACUCUCUCAACACGAUCGGUGCUGGCCCAACACCCACAUCAUUAGCCACACCUCAUUUUUCACAAUCUCAACCUACGAUCGAAAUGCCUUCGUCGGGCUUGGGAUUGAGUCUAUACCAGACUUCGCCAGUCAGACAAAUGACCAAUAGCACAGAGACAGGCUCUGCUAUAUCUGCUACAUCUCCCGUAUCCACCAUGUCAAUUUCUACACCUCACAUGUCUACUUACUCUAGAUUCUCUAUGAGUGGUUCUUCCGCGCCUACUUUACCACCACUUCGACCUAGAGCUCAAUCAUCCGCAGCUGCCAUGUCUGUAUCUUAUACGUCACCUUCACCACCCCUUGGAGGAUCGAGGAACAUCUUACCGGGAAUGAUCAAAUCUUCUUCAUCUGGCCGAUCGGAACUGAUUUCCCUGCCUCCUUUAUCAGGUGAAUUCAAGUCGAAUUUGAAAAUCACCAGUCCGAGACAUCAUCCCUAUUCCAACGGUAAAUCACCGAGGAUGAGCUGGGCUGGACCCACGAGCGUUGGAAGUGCAAAUGGCAAAUUACCCGGUGGUGGCGGGGAAGGUGUAAGAAGGGAGUCGAAUCAUUUGAUGGGUAUUGCUGCGCUGGUUAGCGUUGCUGAGAAUGAGAGGGAGGAAAGGGAAAAACAAAGGGAGAGGGAGAGGGAAAGGGAGAGAAAGACUUUGGCCACAGUUUAA
Kwoniella botswanensis is the source of this 2607-nucleotide messenger RNA. RefSeq lists its product as uncharacterized. Bases 1 to 2607 code for a protein of 868 amino acids. Gene Ontology annotation, biological process: regulation of DNA-templated transcription; DNA-templated transcription. Gene Ontology annotation, molecular function: DNA-binding transcription factor activity, RNA polymerase II-specific; zinc ion binding; DNA binding. The record is from RefSeq and is a predicted model, not a curated record. The transcript has 5 exons. Gene Ontology annotation, cellular component: nucleus. NCBI's taxonomy places the organism in Eukaryota, Fungi, Basidiomycota, Tremellomycetes, Tremellales, Cryptococcaceae.